Molecule: messenger RNA, 3265 nt
Organism: Monomorium pharaonis (pharaoh ant)
Lineage: Eukaryota; Metazoa; Arthropoda; Insecta; Hymenoptera; Formicidae
Exons: 3
Coding region: 550-2775 (741 amino acids)
Source: RefSeq, a predicted model, not a curated record
UACGCACGGCGUGCGGGGCGUCACACGGAUAGAGGAUCGGCUCUGUGUGCGACUGUGCGUACAUGCUUGAGUUCGGAAUCGCAUCACUGCCGGUGACCGGUGUCUUGAAUUGUUGCGGAAAUCGUUUGUGGAAAGUGUAAACGGCCUUAUACCAGAAUAAAGAGAUCGAGAAUAUACAGGAAUAGCAUUAAGCGAAGAAUCAACUGGAGCUUUUUAAUAUCAAAAAAGUAUCAUACAACGAUACACGAUUAAAGGCGCAAUUGCAAAUACUUCUUCAUGUCUCGUGGACCGGUGUCUUUUUUUGUUGCUACUUGGAAAUAGUUUGUAUAGUGUAAACGAUCUUCACAUAGAGAAUACAGCAUAUAAACGAACUUCAACUAAAGGUAUGUAGAUACAUGUAUUAUAGUGCUGCUGAAACACGAAAUGCACACACAAUGAAUAGAAAUUAAAAAUUAUUUAUUUCUACUUUUUAUUUUUCAUUAAAUUUUUGUAACUAAUAUUUAAUUUCUUUUAAAUUGUUGAAUUUUUAUUGGACAUCAAUAUCGAGGGAUGCCAUUCAAAUUUAAGCCAUUUAUGAGCCUCAGCACGAGGCACAAGAGAAGGCGGUUAUCUGCCUUGUUAAUGGAAGAUCAUUCAAGAGACUUUGAAUCCGCCAAAAUUCCGGCACCACAGCCUGGUCUAUCUGUCUCCGGUAACGAUAUCCAAAACGAUGAUGAAUCUAUUACUGAUAACAAUGGAAAUACUUCUGGCACGAGCGAGGAAGUGGAAUACAGUGAAGGCACCGAAGGAGAAGAAGAAGAAGAAGAAGAAGAAGAAGAAGAAGAAGAAGAAGUAGCAAAUGAACAAGAAGAAAGAGAAGUCGAUAGAAAUAACGCAGAAGCACAAGAUAAUAUGGAAGACGAAAAUAUGUCGGACGCUUCGGAACAUGAAAAUGAUAAUGUUUUACAAAACCUGGACGAGCUGAGGACGACAGCAUUACAAAAUGCCUUUUUAGCAGCAAAUGUGAAACAUACCCAAGGCAAUAUAUUACUCAAAACGUUGCGUGAGUUCCCUUUUAACAUAAAAUGUCUACCGAAGGACACGAGGACGUUACUUCAAACGCCUAAUGAUAUUGCUAUGAGGAACAUUCAACAAAUUGGUGGAGGAGAAUAUCUUCAUUUGGGUUUAAAAUAUACUCUUAUCAAAAAAUUGAAAAGUCUUCCUGAACAUAUGUUACCGGAAACAAUAGAAAUCGAUUUUAGCACCGAUGGUGCUCAAAUCCACAAGAGUGGCACAGGUCAGUUUUGGCCCAUUCAAUACAGAAUUUAUAAUUGUGUUGAUAAAAGGCCUGUAAUCGCGGGUAUCUUUAAAGGAACACAGAAACCAUCGGAUACUUUUCAAUUUUUUGAACAGUUUGUUCAAGAAAUUAUCGACAUACACGAAGAAGGCGGUGUUCAUAUAAGAAAUCGACGAUUGCCAUUAAAAAUUCGAUGUUUUAUUGCCGAUGCACCAGCGAGGGCAUUUGCUUUAAAUCAUUAUGGACACAUAUCAUCAAGCGCAUGUUCAAAAUGUAAAGUGGAAGGUCAUCGUUGCGAAGAAACGGUAUUUUUUCGAGGAACGAUGGUUUUUCCGGGGAUUCGUCAUCCGCCAAGAACGGAUGAACAGUAUCGGAAUAUGGUAGAUGAAGAUCACCAUAAAGGUGCAAGUCCCUUAAGUCCCCUAAUGGGACUGGUGACGCAAGUUCCAUUUGAAACUAUGCACCUCCUAUAUAUCGGAAAUGUAAAAAAAAUUUUACACACACAUCUGAAAGGAAAGUAUGGAAAACAGAAAUUGAAUAUAAGAAAAGUAGAAAUUCUUGAUUCAAGAAUGGCAGAUCUUCAAGCAUACUGUCCUUCGGAAUUCAACCGCCGCCCAAAUAAAUUCUCCAUGUUUAGUCAUUUCAAAGCCACUGAGUUCAGACAAUUGUUACUGUAUACUGCUCCGGCUGUGCUGCAAAAUGUUUUAAGUGAAGAAUACUAUGAACAUUUCAUGCUACUACAUUUUGUGAUGCGCCUUCUUAGCUUGCAAAAUAUUCCCGAUUCAACGUAUGUUUGGUGUCAAGAAGCUUUGGAAAGUUAUGUCUGCUUAUGCGAGGAACUGUACGGAGAACAGUUUCUCUCAUAUAACGUACACGGUCUUUUACAUGUAGUCGACGAUGUUGCAAGAUUGGGACCUUUGGAAACAUAUAGUGCCUUCUGCUACGAGAAUAAUAUGCCUGAAUUCCGAAAAUACAUACGAAAACCGCACCUCGCUCUUCAACAAUUUUACAAUAGGAUUUGCGAAUUAAAUGAUGUUCUUCUGGCUCCCGCUGAUAAUAAAAUCCAAAUUUGUGCAUCUAAAAUUCACGCAGAUGGACCUCUAUUGCAAAAUAUGCCUACCCGUCUUUGUCGACAAUUUCGGAAAUUGAAAAUUGGGAACAUUACAUUUUCCACUUCCCUUCGUGACAAUUGCUGUAUUCUGAAUAAUGCAAACAUCUGCGUUAUACAAAACAUAGUCCAAAUAGAGGGAAGAACUACGUUCAUCGUCAAAAAAUUUCGAACACAGAUUCACAUAUAUGAUGUUGGUAGGACAUCUGAUUUGGCAAGAGUUUUCCAGUGUUCUAAUUUAUCCAUUGCAAUCGAGGCAAUAAACUUGACGGAUGUAAAAGGCAAAAUGUACAGAAUGCCGAAAUGGAGCUCUCAGGAAGGUGAAGAAGAGCUUGCUCUUGAACAUGAGUGGAUUUGUGUAUCACUAAUAACACCUCUGGUGUUACCGUAACAUUGGUGAAAUGUGAAUUUAAAAAGACGCAAAAGAAAUAUUGUAAAAAUGAAGAAGUAGUGAACAGUACAGUGGAACCCCGCGUUAGUGUACUUCGCGUUAGCGGAAAUUAUCCCCUUCAUAUGCAGUCGGCCCACGUGAGUAGCGUGUGUGGGGGAUAGCAAUACGCUACGUAAUACGCUAUAUCCCUAAAUUUCACGGAGUGGGAGUGAAACCAAGCAAUAGGAGAUCACCCCGCGUUAGCGGACUAGAGCCCCGAAGAGUCCGCUAAAGCGGGAUUCUACUGUAUUAUAGAUAUGUGACAGUAUUAUAUAUGACGCAGUGCCAUUAUAUGACAGUAAAAUUCCGUACAUUAUUUUUCACAAUAAUUCAUUUUAAUAUGCAAAGUUUAUUGAAAUGGACAAUACCAUUGCUUUUUGAGAUUCUUUUUAUUUCCAGAAGAAUUUAUUUGAAAUUUGUAUAAAAGCAAAGUUAUAAAAUUAUAAAUUAU